UCAGCGAAUGAGUUUUGAUCAUUGACAGGCAGAUUAAUACUAUUUGAUCCAUUCUGUUUAUUUCAAAGUAAGUUUUUUGUGUUUGUCUUGUUGACUUUUUGUCAUCUUCACAUAUAGGUGUUUGGAUGUUGAGGAGCAGUGAAGAAUGACAAAAGAAGAGCCAGACUCAGUCCUGAAGCUGAGGCUUUCCAGUUUAUUGCAUCUGGAACAGACAAGUCUUGUUUACAGGUCCAGUGGAUCAGUACAUAUAAAGAUAUCACAUGCAGAGGUCCCGACUCGACCCCCUGCAGACCCAGAGAUGAGUGAGGGAGCCACAUCCUCCUUCCAACAGAUAUCACAUGCAGAGGUCCCAACUCAACCCCCUGCAGACCCAGAGAUGAGUGAGGGAGCCACAUCCUCCUUCCAACAGAUAUCACAUGCAGAGGUCCCGACUCGACCCCCUGCAGACCCAGAGAUGAGUGAGGGAGCCACAUCCUCCUUCCAACAGAUAUCACAUUCAGAGGUCCCAACUCAACCCCCUGCAGACCCAGAGAUGAGUGAGGGAGCCACAUCCUCCUUCCAACAGAUUCCCAGCAGGACACAGCACUUAAAGAAGGUGCAUCCCAAGAUUCUUUAAAAAGGUCCAAAGGAAAGCAAGCUGGGAAGGCGAGAACCAAGUGGACAAGUGAUGAAGUAAAAGCAAUUGAGCGGCACAUGUUAGAUUUUAUAACAAGCUGCAAAGUACCAGGUAAAACGGCAUGUGAGUCCUGCCUCAAAGCAGAGGCGGUUGCUCUGAAGGAUAGAGACUGGGCUGCCAUCAAAUUCUACAUUCACAACAGAAUCACUUCAUUAAAAAGACAGAUGAAUAGAAAUGCAGUUAACUCAUAAAGACCCAAACCUGCACCACCAACCAAAACC
This is a messenger RNA of Sphaeramia orbicularis (orbiculate cardinalfish), 897 nucleotides long. RefSeq names its product proline-rich protein 36-like. The record is from RefSeq and is a predicted model, not a curated record. Lineage: Eukaryota; Metazoa; Chordata; Actinopteri; Kurtiformes; Apogonidae. The transcript is spliced from 7 exons. Bases 146 to 616 code for a protein of 156 amino acids.